CGGCUUUAUCGACAACCACGCGCAAAGCAGCAGCACAACGUCGCAGCCAUGGGUGUACAAAAGAAGACGCGCAAGUUCGCGCAGAUGAAGCGAGUCAUCGGCCAAAAAGACGGACGACUAAAGAAGAACCAAGCCGACGGUGAACUCGAAGCUAAAAAGAAAGCCGCCGCCGAAGUAGCCAAGCGCGAAGUCCCCCAAGUCUCCUCCGCGCUCUUCUUCCAAGCCAACACCGCGCUGGGCCCGCCCUACUCGGUCCUCGUCGACACGAACUUCCUCUCGCACACGGUGCACGCGAAACUUGAGCUGGACAAGGCGCUCAUGGACUUGCUAUAUGCGAAGGCGACGCCCAUCAUCACGACGUGUGUGAUGGCUGAGUUGGAGAAGCUGGGGCCCAAGUACAGAAUUGCCCUGAGGAUUGCGAGGGAUGAGCGAUGGGAGCGCUUGAAGUGCGACCACAAGGGUACCUAUGCGGACGACUGUAUCGUGGAGAGAGUCAUGAAGCAUAGGAUUUAUCUGGUGGCGACGAAUGAUAGGGAUCUGAAGAGGAGGAUUAGGAAGAUCCCUGGUGUGCCGAUUGUCAGCGUGGCCAAGGGCAAGUACGUUAUUGAGAGGCUGCCGGAUGUGGCUGAUAGCAGGUGAUUGGGCAUACCGGUAUGGAAGACUUGGUUUCUGCAUAGCGCGGCGUUCGGGAUAUGGAAGUCAUAUUUGCAAGACAUGGCAGACUGAAUGAAAUUUCAAAAGAUUGGGAGGAGGUUUUUAAGACAGAUUAUAGACUGCAUAAGCAAUGUGACUGCGGUUCAAGAUCUCAAAGUGGAUACGGCGGACAAACGCUCUCAGGUAGCAGGAACAAUC
Didymella exigua CBS 183.55 is the source of this 852-nucleotide messenger RNA. Its product is annotated as Fcf1-domain-containing protein. Gene Ontology annotation, cellular component: small-subunit processome; nucleolus. The transcript is spliced from 3 exons. Lineage: Eukaryota; Fungi; Ascomycota; Dothideomycetes; Pleosporales; Didymellaceae. Bases 49 to 639 code for a protein of 196 amino acids. The record is from RefSeq and is a predicted model, not a curated record.